Molecule: messenger RNA, 3026 nt
Organism: Mytilus trossulus (common blue mussel)
Lineage: Eukaryota; Metazoa; Mollusca; Bivalvia; Mytilida; Mytilidae
Product: tyrosine-protein phosphatase non-receptor type 1-like
Exons: 9
Coding region: 91-1392 (433 amino acids)
Biological process (GO): negative regulation of ERK1 and ERK2 cascade; peptidyl-tyrosine dephosphorylation; negative regulation of receptor signaling pathway via JAK-STAT
Cellular component (GO): nucleus; cytoplasm
Molecular function (GO): protein kinase binding; non-membrane spanning protein tyrosine phosphatase activity
Source: RefSeq, a predicted model, not a curated record
GAGUUUACUUUCUUAAUUCCGGAAGUAAAAGGACAAGUGCGUUCACAUUUUCAAAGUUAGCCAAAAUAUUGUCAAUGUAACGGUUUGUCGAUGGAAUCAGAGAUAGAAAAAGAAUCACAGCAGUAUGAUAAAUUUGGCAUAUGGCCUGCUAUAUAUCAGGAAAUUAAGGUGGAAGCUGCUGAGAUAGCCUUUGAAGAAGAGCUGUCAACAAAGGAAGCAAAACAACCGACCAAUAAAAACAGGAACCGUUACAGAGAUGUUUACCCAUAUGACCACAGCCGAGUCAAGUUACAGAAAGGCGAGGAGGAUUAUAUCAAUGCCUGUUACUUACCUGUUCCUGAAGCUAAUAGAAAUUAUAUACUUGCUCAGGGUCCAUUAGAACACACCUCAGGACAUUUUUGGCAGAUGGUUUGGGAACAGAAAAGUAAAGCUGUAGUUAUGUUAAACAAAGUCAUAGAAAGUGGUUCUAGAAAAUGUCAUCAGUAUUGGCCAUUAGGUGAGAAUUAUGGUGAUGAUGAAGAAAUGGUUUAUGAAGAUGUACAGUUAAAGAUAACAUUAUUAGAGGAAAGAUCGUGUAACUACUAUAUAGUCAGGACGUUAGAGAUUGAAGAUAUGCAGACAAAUGAAACAAGAGAAAUUUUACAUUUUAAUUAUGUCACAUGGCCAGAUUUUGGCGUGCCUACUUCACCGACAGCAUUUCUGAACUUUCUAAUGGCUGUACGAGAAUCUGGUGGUUUAGAGCCUGAUUCAGGACCCUGUAUUGUACACUGUAGCGCUGGAAUUGGUCGAUCUGGAACUUUCUGCUUGGUUGACUCUGUACUUGUUAUAAUUGAAAAUCAAGAACAUAUGAAUGGUAUAGAUAUACGUAAGAUGGUGUUAGACAUGAGAUAUUAUAGAAUGGGACUUAUACAGACGGCUGAUCAGUUACGAUUUUCUUAUCUUGCCAUAAUAGAAGGAGGGAGAAGGUUAUUGAAUAAAGAACAGAUAUCUACAAUGGACGUACUGUCAAGUUACUUAGAAGAAGAAGAGAAAUCUUCAGAUGAUGAAGCUCCUCCUAAACCACCGACUCGAGUGGAAAGUUUGCCACAUAGAAAUGAACCCCCACCGCUUCCUCCAAGAACUGGUUUCCAGAAUUCAGUGGAUACUAUGGAAGGUUUGAACUCAAAAGAAUCAGUUAGUGGUACCAGUGAACUCAGGAGAAGAAAUAGAGAAGACAGAAAGAAGAAAACAGAAGAGCAAGUCAGAAAAAUGAAAGAUAAAUUACGGGACAGUGAACUUUCAAAAAAGCGAAAAUCAUAUUUAAAACCUGUAGCUAUAGGACUGACUGGACUGACACUUUUGAUUGGUGGAUUUCUUAUUUACACAUAUUAUUUAGGUCAUGAUAAGGGAUAAGGUAUAUCAGGGGUUAAUAUUUUGGUUAUAAAUAGUCUGACUAACCUCAAAUGGUAGGACUUACAGUUUUAUACUCUGUGACAAACGAGAGUUUUGUCUGCUUUACGCGCAUGUAUUUUUUAUUAUAGAUAAUAUCAAAUAUUUUCUUUUAUUACAAGAAAUCUCAAAAGAUGUUUUAUAUAUAGAUUCACUGGUGCUCAUAUUAAGAUUGCUUUUGACAGUUUUAGUAGUAGAUUUCUUUAUUUUUUUAAUUUAUAAGGCAUAAUGUAUUUUUGAAUGAACAUGUUAUUUCUGGAAUAUGGUUUUGAAAGUCAGGAAGUUUCAUCAAUAGAUUUUUAAGGGAAAAGUAUCCUGAUUUUAUUUUCCACUGUUUUUGUAAGAUAAAAGCCAUCUAUAGGUUUGGUAUAAAAUCUUUUGUUUGACUGUUUUAAAACUAAGCACUUGUCCCUGACCACAGCUUCAUAUUUUUUUACAUUUAUAUUAUUUAAGAAAGGUUUAAUCUGCAUCAGCUUUGAAUUUUAAGAAGAAAUUAUAUAUAUCAUUUAAAAAAUGUGUUCAUACCUAAAGCCAGUAGUUUAAAAGUAUUCCCUUAUUUCUAUUUGUAGCAAUCAUUUCUUCAAUCUAUCUACCUGUUUAGUGAUAAUCACUUUACCUUUGUUUUUUUAAUGGAUUUUUUAUAAACUUUAUAAAGGGAAAGGUACCAUGAAUGAUCUAAUGCUGAAGUAAUAAGCUUAAGAUCAUUUAUACUAUGAACAUGAUGAACUUAUCAUUCAAAGUGUUACUUGUUUGUUUAUUAUAAGAUAUAAUGAUAGAACCAUCUUUAUGGAAAUAGGUCAGUACUUUAUUACAAGGAAACCAUCAUAAGAAGAAAAAAUAGUAUAUUAAUACAAAAUUUAGUUUAUGUGAGUUUAAUAUUGACAAGGGUUAAUUUAUAAAUACAUUUUAUCAAACUGAAAUAUAAAAUUCAUUCAAAAUAUGUCUGAGAUAUUUGUCACUGGACAUUAAACAAACAACUACCUGUCCAUUAUGUUUGAAAUAUACUCUCACUUUGAAUUUUGUUUUACCUAAAUUUUACUUAUAAGGUGGUACCCAACCCCUUCACUAAAAUUAAUUUGUCUCUUUUAAUUUCAAAAAAAAAGUUGAUAAAAUAUAUUUACUAUGACCCUUUGACAAAAAAUUUGAACCAACCAUUUUAUCAGAAAAAAUACACUGGUUAUAUAGCAGUUUGACAAACACUAAUUUUGAUCAUUGAGAAGCCUAAUAUUCCCAUAACAACAAGACGUCAUUAAAACGUUAAGCUGAUUUUACAGAGUUAUCUCCCUGUAGUGUUAGGUACCACCUUGAAGGCAUCCAUUAAUCAUUGUCAUUAUUCAUACUAUGUAGAUGAGCUCUUAUUCAGUUAUAUAUAACCUGCAUGUUUUAUUUAUUUUUUGUUUUCUUUCUGUCUUGGCUUGUAAAUUUUAUACCUUGCACCAGUGAUAAUGAAAUACAUAAAAGAAAAGGUACUAAAUAAAUUUUUCUUUUAGUAAACCUUGAUGUAUUUGGUAGAGUCAAAUUGUCUAUGAAAUAUGUUAUUUACUUAAGUCAGUAGUUCAACAUCAUGGAAGUUGAGUUAAAAAAAAAAAGUAAAUAAA